Molecule: messenger RNA, 5894 nt
Organism: Thamnophis elegans (Western terrestrial garter snake)
Lineage: Eukaryota; Metazoa; Chordata; Lepidosauria; Squamata; Natricidae
Product: mitogen-activated protein kinase kinase kinase 20-like
Exons: 12
Coding region: 306-1670 (454 amino acids)
Biological process (GO): protein phosphorylation
Cellular component (GO): cytoplasm
Molecular function (GO): protein kinase activity; protein binding; ATP binding
Source: RefSeq, a predicted model, not a curated record
GGCCGGGCUGUGCGCGGGGUGGUGCUCUUCUUCCCAGCUCCGGAGGCACCGAGAGUCUGCUGGCUUGGCUGCUCUUUUGGACAUUCACCGGAAACGAGGGGAGACUCCGGGCGGCCGAGAAGAGACCCGCCAGCCGGCGAGCAAAAGCCUCGCUUCUCCGAAGCGCAUCUGGGCCAGCUCGCUUGGAGAGAGAGAGGACUUGAGGGCACCGGCGGAGGGAGGGGGGGUGCUUCUCGGUCGGCGGGCGCCGCCAAUUGGGUGUCCCCAUAGGAAGAUUUUUUGGUGGUAUAUAUUGUCAUUAUGAGAUGAUGUCUCUCGGUGCUUCAUUUGUGCAAAUUAAAUUCGAUGAUCUGCAGUUUUUUGAAAACUGUGGUGGCGGAAGUUUUGGAAGUGUAUAUCGAGCCCAAUGGGUAUCUCAGGACAAGGAGGUGGCUGUGAAGAAGCUGCUAAAAAUAGAAAAAGAGGCAGAAAUACUCAGCGUGUUGAGCCACAAAAAUAUCAUUCAGUUUUAUGGUGCCGUUAUUGAACCCCCAAACUAUGGCAUAGUUACAGAAUAUGCUUCUGCUGGGUCAUUGUAUGACUAUAUUAAUAGCAACAGAAGUGAAGAAAUGGACAUGGAUCAUAUAAUGACCUGGGCAAUGGAUAUAGCUAAAGGAAUGCAUUAUUUGCAUAUGGAGGCUCCAGUCAAAGUAAUCCAUAGAGAUCUGAAGUCCCGGAAUGUUGUUAUAGCUGGUGAUGGAGUAUUGAAGAUUUGUGAUUUUGGGGCUUCAAGAUUUCAUUCCCAUACAACACACAUGUCCCUUGUUGGUACCUUUCCUUGGAUGGCUCCAGAAGUAAUACAGAGUCUCCCAAUAUCAGAAACAUGUGAUACAUAUUCAUAUGGUGUGGUUCUCUGGGAGAUGCUAACAAGGGAAGUCCCCUUUAAAGGCUUGGAAGGAUUACAAGUAGCUUGGCUUGUAGUGGAAAAAAACGAGAGACUGACCAUUCCAAGCAGCUGUCCUGGGAGCUUUGCAGAAUUGAUGCUCCAAUGUUGGGAAGCAGACCCAAAGAAGAGACCUUCUUUCAAGCAGAUCAUUUCAAUUUUGGACUCCAUGUCAAAUGAUAGCAACCUUCCAGACCAAUGCAAUUCAUUCCUGCAUAACAAGGCAGAAUGGCGAUGUGAAAUCGAGGCCACCUUAGAAAGGCUGAAGAGAUUGGAACGUGAUCUGAGCUUUAAGGAACAGGAACUCAAGGAAAGGGAAAAACGCUUGAGAAUGUGGGAGCAGAAGCUAACUGAACAAUCCAACACACCGUUUUGCUUCCCUUUUGCUGCCAGAAUGUCUGAGGCAUCUUACUUUGAAUCUAAAACAGAGGAAUCAAACAGUGCAGAGAUGUCAUGUCAGAUUACCGCCACGAGUAAUGGGGAGGUAGCUGGCAUGAACCAGAGUCUGAAGGCCUUGAUGAUGCAAGGUUUUGGGGAUGUCUUCUCUAUGAAUGAAGCAGGAUCCGCCCUGCAUUCUGGAAUGCAGAUCAAUAUGCAAGCCAAAAAGAAUUCUUCCAAAACCACCUCUAUGAGAAAAGGGAAGAAGGUCAACCUGGCGCUGGGGUUCCAUGAAUUCGACUUAUCUGAUGAGGAUGAUGAGGAUGAUGAUACCGAUGAGGAGAUCGAUUUUGAGGAUGACAGUGAUUAGCAGUAAAGGAAAGCUGUGAGGACUCUAGUCUGGCAUCUGUUACAAAAGGGAGAGAAAGAAGAACAUUGAGAAAAAAAUAUAUCCUAUGUUUUUCAUUGCUGAGUAAGAACAGAGCACCAUUUUGUUGCACAGAACCAUUUUGUUUUCCUAUUUGUGAGAAAUCAUGUUCCUUAUGUUUAUACCCUCUAUGUGGUUUCUUUUUGUUUUGUUUUUUGCUUUCAAAUUUAGAAUUAAUUUAAACAAUUUUGGGUUGUUUGUUUAUUUAAGGGGUUUUUUUUGUUUAUGUUGACCUAUUGUUGGCAUCGUUAUGGCUCAACACUAUGCUAAUGCUGAAACUGCUGGUAUUUUCUUUUAAGUAUCAUUGUUCCUUCCUCCCGUAGGUCUCUUGAGCAGGUUAACAGAUAAAAGUAUAAUUCCAUUUGGGGUUUCCCUGCAUGUUUUAUAGCUGUAAUUCCAAAGAAUCAUACAUAUCAGUGGUGAGAUUCAAAUUUUUUUACUGCCGGUUCUGUGGGCAUGGCAGGGGAAAGGAUACUGCAAAAUCAUAGUUCCCUCCCCACUCUCAAAAUUUCCGCUACCGGUUCCUGAAUGCCACCUCUGAUACCUAUAACCGUGGGCUGUAUUCUAAAGUCAAUUUGGUAUAGUGGCAUCAGGCUAGAAACCAGAAGAUUAUGAGUUUUAGUCACAUCUUGGCCACAAAAUAGGGUGAGUAAUCUUGGGCUGGUCAUUUUCCCUCAGCCCUAGGAAUGAGGCAAGGACAAAUCACUUCUGAAAACCUUGCCAAGAAAACUGCAGGGACUUGUCCAGAUGAUUACUAUAUCAGGAAUCAACACUGACUAGAAGGCAUGCACAAAUGUAUAUAUAAUAAGAUUUAUAAGAAACAAACAUUUUCAAAUGCUCAUUUUAUCUGGCAGGACAGCUCACCUAUUUGGGCAAAGUGAGAGAAUGAAAUUGGUUUUACUGAUAUAGAUUUCCUGCCAUACAAACAAUAUGUCCUUAGCAUUAUUGUAAAAUAACUUUUAAAAAAUCUAACCAAGACAAAAUACUUCUUGAAUAGCUGUAUUGCUCUUGUGUGAUAAAUAUAUAUUUUCCACACUGUUGCUUAUUUAUUCUAAUUUCUGUCUCUUUCCUGUUGAUAAAAAUCUCAGUAAAAUGAAAAAAAGGAAUACAAUGCAAUGAUAUUUAAAUCCACCAACUUCUUGUGUUAAAGCAAACAUAAAAUUCAGAUUUCCUCCAAGUAUGAGUAUAUUUCAAGCAUUUUUUACAGAAACAACCUAGGAUCUUGGUUAGGCUACAACAUGUAGCUAUGUUCUUUGGUUAAUUUUAACAAAACUUUUGAUCGAAUAGGACCUUCCACUUAAUCAGGCAACAUAUUUCUAAGAAUGUUCAUUUUUUAAAGAAUUUAGGAAUCUAUAAAAUGAUAAAGGACUUCCUUACUUCUUGCACACUUUUUUUUCCUUCCCUGGAGUUACAGUUUUUAAAUUUUACAUGUUUUAUCAUCCUGAAAUAAUUGAAAGAGAAUCCAUUGUGUUGAUUCUCAAACCUUCCCAGCAGUCCCCUUGCCUAGUCUGCUUUCUCCGCUUUCUAUGGUGGAGUUCUCAGAUAGAAGAAAAGCUGCAAAAAAAGUUUCUACAGUGACUUGGAAGGCAUAUCAAAUUCAAAUCAUUAUAUCCUAAAAAUGGUAGUUUGAUUAAUUCUACAGCCUCUAGGAUUUUCCUAAGGAUUAUAGUCUCAAAUUGUAAUCCUGUAAAAAUAUAACUGAUGGUAAAGUCAAUCUCAUGAAGCUUACUUUUUAGUGAACAAGUUUGCCUUGUAAAUUAUCUUGAUUGAGAGUUAUCUAUAUACAUUGGGCUACAGACACACAGAUAUAUUGAUUGCUUGUAGAAACAGGCUUUGAAAGUAGCUCCUUUUCGCUUAUUUCCAACUCAUUUAACUUUCCAGGUUUUACUGUAGGGUGAAUAUUCUGGAUUUACUAUUAGGACAUUACUAAAGCUUCAUUUUGGAUGUUUUGAUUGUAAAUGUAGAUGCAGUAGCACAAUUUAAUUUAAUUGUGCUACUGCAUAGUGCAAUCAGAACUUAACAUUUCUAAGUUUGGGCAUACAAGCAGUAUUAUUUUGAUAACACUGAAAGUCCUAAUCUAGUGUAUAUAGUAUAAUAGCUGUCUCAUACAACUAUUAUAGUUGUAUGAGAAAGCAUGGCAGUUACACUUUAAAAUAGUUAAACAGAACUUAGUGAGUUUUGAACAACUAUUAAAAGCCUAUUGGAUCUGAAAUCACACUAUCACUCCAGAUGUAUCUGCAUUAUUACCUUUGGCAUUCCCCAGCAACACAGCCAAUGUGAAUUUUGGAAGCUAAAGCCACAAUACAUCUGGAGAGGAACUAUGUGGAAAUUGUGUCAUAUAGAAAUUCCAUAGGUACAUUCUAAGGGAAAUCUGAACCUGAUAUGAGUACUGAGUACAUAGUAAAGGCUACCUACUGAAGAGAGGAGCCUAUCUCACAGAGAGGUAGUAAUCACAAAUUACUACCUAUUCGGUUUGGCCGAAUAGGUAGUAAUUUGGCCUACCACGCCCCCAAACCGGUUCUAUUGGCGGCGCUGUAGGUGCUGACAUCCUGUUUUUUGCUUCUGCGUAUGCGCAGAAGCUUUUUCAGUACUGUGCAUGCACACACGUGCACAGCGCGUCCCUGAGCAAACUGGCAGUGGCAGCAGCUGGAACCCACCACUGAUAUCUCUUGGUCCCGCAUUCUCCUCCUUUCCACCAAAUCAAUAUAUGGAUUGUGCAGACGAUCAAGGAUGAAUCCAGGUAGACUAGUGGUUUUCAAUCUAUGGUUCAUGGGGAGGCCACAGUACCAUCACAGAGGGUCCGUGAAGGCUUGAAAAGUUAUUAUUUAAAUCUUGAGUUAAGUCUGUGGACACAAAAGGUUUUUAAAGGGAGUCUAUGAUGAAGAAAAGGUUGGAACCACUGAAGUAGACUAUAAUCUACUUUGGCAUAAAGCAUUCAGAAGUCUCUUUGGACCUAUUCUAUUUUCCCCCUCUUUCAUAUUUUUUUUUCCCUAAAAGAAAAGAUCAAUGGUGUCAUAUAAAUUAAUAAUAGAAUACAGUGUCUUUGUCAUCCUAUGUAAUAUCCUUGAUAACCUAAGGUUCUCCCCUGGUGUAUUAAGUUGUGACAGAUCAGAGGAAUAAUGGAUUAAUAGGGACAGUGAAAUUUGCUAUUUUAGUAUCAGAAUAUCUUCUGUACAGUUUAUUAAUAACUCUGUUACUUAAGCAACAUUUGGUUUGUUAAUUCCCCUGAAAUCAUUGCAUUUUUUCAAUUUUUGUUUUAAUAAAAUAUCACAAGAAGCAGUAAGACCUUCCAGUCUAAAAUAUCUGCUCUAUUUUUAGAAACUAGUAAAAAAUGCUUUUUUUCAAAACUUGAAUCUAAUCUAUUUUUAUUGAAAAGCCUGCCUAAAGCUUAUUUGAUAGGGAAAGGAUAAUUGCAGAAACAUUACCGAGGCAAACCAUCAUAAACACUUUCAUGUUAUUUCAGAAAUUUGUAAAGCCUCUCUGUUGAAAUCUGAUCAAUCAUAUUAUCAUUUGGGGGGGGGAGGGUUGCUUUUUACACUUUUGAAAUGUUUUAUAUUGAUAAAGAGAUCAUGUUAUUUGUAUUCCAAAUUUGUAUGAAAAUGGAAAGUAUUUCAACCAUGUUUAGAAAAAUUGAGACUUGUCUUCUGAUGUGCUGUGAUAACUCUGUGCCAAAACUACUAUACAGCGUGUGAACAGAAUAUAACAUUUGUAUGGAAUGUGAAAUGUUCCACUUCUGCAUGGCAAGACUUUUUUUUGUUAUAGUAUUUACUUUUUUCAUUAUAGUAUUUAAUUAUGUGAUGUCUUGCUUCAUUCAUUUAAUGGUUUGCAUUUUUAAUUAUUCACAGAACACCAAAAUGUAAUCAGCUUUUUCUUUUUUUACAAUUUGGUGUCAUAAAUCCUAAUUUGUUGUGAGCUGUUUUUCUUUGCUUCUCUUUGUUUUCAUUUUUGAUUUUACAAUAAACGUGAUGACACUAAAAAAACAAAAUACACAAAAAGCCUGCGGCCCUGAUUAAAAACAUGAUGUUUACAUGGGAUACCUAAUGAUAUAUCUGCACCAACUUUUAAUCUGAGCUUUGUCACCAAAUGCAUCACAAAUGUCCCUUAUUACAGUUAUUUCUCUUCAGUGUUAAUUCAUGUGUAAGAAGGAUGUCAUAAUCAUUCCUACAU